AGUGCCCUCCCGCAUCUUACAAUUCUUGUAGUGCCAGUGAGUAGUCCGACGUAAAUAACAACAUGAAGCUCCUUCUUGCCGCCUCUCUUGUCUCCGUUACUUCCGCGUUUGCCCCGAGUUCGCUGAAGUCUGCUACCACAGCGCUUCAGGCGUCUCCCUACGAGAAUGAGCUUGGUGUGAUUGAGCCUACUGGCUUUUUCGAUCCUCUCGGUCUCUCGAAGGACAUUGAUCAGGAAAAGUUCGACCAAUACCGUACUGCCGAACUCAAGCAUGGACGCGUCGCUCAGCUCGCCGUUAUCGGAUAUGUUGUUCAGGAAAUCUACCGCUUCCCCUUCGACAUCGCUCCGGGUCUUCCCUGCGCCGAGGUGCCGAACGGCGUUGCCGCUAUCCAGGCAAUCCCUGCGCUCGGCUGGGCGCAAAUCUUCUUCUUGGUAGGAUCUGUUGACUACUACGGCUACUUGGGAGACUUUGACGCCGGAAAACCCGAUUUGGAUCCCGCAGAGAUGGAAAAGCGUCAGCUCAACGAACUCCAACACGGCCGCUUGGCCAUGUUGGCGAUUCUUGAACUCCUCCGUCACGAUAGCCAGAACUUGGUGCAGCCCGGAUUUGAUGGCCUCAAUAACCUCAUCACGGGUCUCCCUUUCCUUUACAAGUAAAUCGAUAACGGUAUUGUGUAAAGCGAACAAGACGCAGACGUCGAGAACAGUACGCAAAAAGUUGUUUUAGAAUAUACUUAUAAGCUAAUUCAGCGAGUAUUGCUCCGC
Phaeodactylum tricornutum CCAP 1055/1 is the source of this 764-nucleotide messenger RNA. RefSeq names its product protein fucoxanthin chlorophyll a/c protein (gene Lhcf13). The record is from RefSeq and is a predicted model, not a curated record. Lineage: Eukaryota; Bacillariophyta; Bacillariophyceae; Surirellales; Neidiaceae. The transcript has a single exon. Gene Ontology annotation, cellular component: membrane. Bases 63 to 656 code for a protein of 197 amino acids. Gene Ontology annotation, biological process: photosynthesis, light harvesting in photosystem I; response to light stimulus.